AGCUUCAAGGAAGCUCUUGUCUACGGAGCUCAGAAGGGAAACGUGCAGAUAGCGCGCUUGCUUCUACAAGCUGGCGCCGAAAAGGACAUGCAGAGUCGCGCUGGCAGGACGGCCCUCAUGUACGCGGCUUUACACAACCACCCGGAAUUUGUACAGAUGUUGCUGGAGACCGGUGCCAACACAGACUUGCAGGAUUCAUUUGGCUGCACUGCCCUGCAGCUGGCUGCUGCUCAUGGACAUGCAGAUGUUGUACGCUUGCUGCUGGAAGCAG
Messenger RNA from Symbiodinium pilosum, 271 nucleotides. Lineage: Eukaryota; Dinophyceae; Suessiales; Symbiodiniaceae. The record is from the annotation of a GenBank genome assembly.